This is a messenger RNA of Musa acuminata subsp. malaccensis (wild Malaysian banana), 1266 nucleotides long. Its product is annotated as auxin efflux carrier component 5-like. NCBI's taxonomy places the organism in Eukaryota, Viridiplantae, Streptophyta, Magnoliopsida, Zingiberales, Musaceae. Gene Ontology annotation, biological process: transmembrane transport. Gene Ontology annotation, cellular component: membrane. The record is from RefSeq and is a predicted model, not a curated record.
CCCAGUCGAAGCUUGCAGAGGAGACGUUCUUCCCUGGGAGCAAAGGCGAGAAUGAUAAGCUGGGGGGACAUCUACAAGGUGGUGGACGCCAUGGCGCCGCUGUAUGUAGCACUGGGCCUCGGAUAUGGCUCGGUGAAGUGGUGGCGUGUUAUCACGCCGGAGCAGUGCGAGGCGAUCAACCGCCUCGUCUCCUGCAUCACCCUCCCCCUCUUCACCUUCCAGUUCACGCUCCACACCGACCCUUUCGCCAUGAACUACCGCUUCGUGGCCGCCGACGCCAUCUCCAAGGUCACCAUCGCGCUGCUCCUCGCCGCCUGGCCCAAGUGCAGCAGCAAGGGCAGCUACUGCUGGUCCGUCACCAGCUUCUCCCUCGCCACCCUCACCAACUCCCUCGUCGUCGGCGUUCCCCUCGUCGGCGCCAUGUACGGGCCGUGGGCGCAGGACCUUGUGGUGCAGCUCUCGGUGGUGCAAGCCAUCGUAUGGCUCACGCUGCUACUGUUCGUGUUCGAGCUCCGGAAGGCGGGAUGCGGUCUCUUCUCCGUGGCCACAGCUCCCUCCAUCGGUAAUGCGUCGAUCGAGUCACCGCCGGCGAAAGACGCAGACGUAGACGUCGCUUCGCAGCCUUCCUUCUGGUCGCUGAUGAAGACGGUGUGGCUCAAGCUCGCGCUCAACCCCAACUCAUACGCGAGCAUUGUGGGCAUCACCUGGGCGUUCAUCGCGAACAGGUGGCAUUUUGAGAUGCCGAGCAUCAUGGAGGGAUCGGUGUUGAUCAUGUCCAAGGCAGGGACAGGGAUGGCCAUGUUCAGCAUGGGACUGUUCAUGGCUCUGCAAGAGAAGAUACUCGCGUGUGGACCGAGCUUGACGGCAUUUGGGAUGGCAUUAAAGUUCGUCGCAGGGCCGGUGGCGACCGCCAUCGGAGCCAUUGCGGUCGGACUUCGCGGUGACAUCCUGCAUCUGGCAAUCAUACAGGCUGCACUGCCUCAGUCCAUCACCUCCUUCAUUUUUGCAAGAGAGUAUGGAUUACAUGCUGAUGUGCUCAGCACUGCGGUGAUCUUUGGGAUGCUGGUUUCUUUGCCUGUGCUUGUUACAUACUAUGUGGUGCUAGGUUUUCUGAGUUAACCUCAAGAUCCUGAUCCCUUUUCCCUCUCCAAAACAUUAUUCCCUUUCAUGAGGUCCAAUUCCUGUGUUGGAGAUCCUACAGUGAUGUAGCAUACGUUCCUCGCUGCACAAGUGCAAUGAGUUUUGGCUAAUAUAAUGACACUGUAA